AUGAACAGAAUGGGAUCUUUUCACUAUCAUGCAAUUUGCAGAAAACAAUCUAAGCAUAAUAAUAGAUAUUUUGGAGGCUUAGCAGUUUUGAUUAAAGACAAAUUAAAACCAUAUAUUAAAAUGUUAAAUAAUACAAACCCAGAUUAUCAAUGGGUACUUUUGCAAAAGAAUUAUUUUGGUUUUACAGAAGAUCUGAAUAUAUGUUUAGUAUAUUUUCCACCUAGUUGUUCAGCAUACACCCAGCGACUCGACCAAGACAUUCUAGAUUGUAUUGAAAAUGAUAUCUCCACAUUUCAAAAACAAGGUAAAAUUUUACUCUGUGGAGAUUUUAAUGCUAGAGUUUCAUCGGAGCCUGACUUUAUUGCUAAUGACAGUAGUAAAUUUAUCCCAGUAAAUACUGAUUAUACAAUAGAUAAAGAACUUCUCACUAGAAAAAAUCAAGAUAAAGUUUUAGAUACUAGGGGAAAAGACCUAUUAGAUUUAUGUAUAAGUAAUCAACUGAGAUUUUUAAAUGGAAGAGUGCUGGGUGAUAUGUUUGGUACAUAUACAUGUCAUACACCAAACGGGUCUAGUACUGUUGAUUAUGUUAUUCUGUCGGAGAGUAUCCUGGACCAAAUCUUGUAUUUUAAGGUCUCAGAUUUUAUACCAACAUUGUCAGAUACUCAUUGUAAACUAGAAUGGGAAAUACUUGCUACAUAUAAGCAAGAAAAUCUAUUUCAAGACAAAAAUACACAUCCCUUGUCACCUAAUUUUAAAUGGGAUGAUGAUUCGGCUAAUAACUUUCUAAUGGCACUGGGUUCUGCUGACAUUCAAACCCAAUUACACAAUUUAAACAAUAAGACAACACACAACUCACAAAUCUCAGUUGAUGACACAUGUCAAGAGCUAAACAAUCCAAAACUAUACUGGAACCUUAUAAAUGACUUGAAGGACACCAAAAAACAUGAUGAAAAUUAUUCUACAAUUGAUUCAUCUACAUGGUUUUCACAUUUUCAAAAUCUGAAUACUUUACAGGACAAAUUCAAGGCACGCCUGGAAGAAUUACAAAAACAGCUAGAUAAAUUAGAGACAGUAAAAUGCUUUAAUGAGCUUGAUAUUUCCAUAAAAGACACUGAAAUAUCAAAAGCUUUAGCUAAACUAAAACCUAACAAAAGUCCAGGGAUGGAUAACAUCUCAAACAAUAUGUUAAAACAUGGUCAAUCAAUUCUAUUACCUAUUCUUAAAAAACUUUUUAACACUUGUCUUUCUUCUGGAAUUAAUCCCAAGUGCUGGAGUGAUGGUUACAUCUCAACAAUUCACAAAUCUAGUGACAUUACAAAUCCUAACAAUUAUAGAGGAAUCACAGUGACCAGUGCCAUUGGAAAAGUGUUUAAUAGUGUUCUAAAUAGUAGGUUUGAUGAUUUUUUAUUGAAACAUAAAUUAAUUCAUGAAUGUCAAUUAGGUUUUACAAAAAAAGCUAGAACUUCAGAUCACAUGUUUAUUAUUAAAUGUAUUUUUGAUAAAUACUGUAAUUCAAAGGAUGGAAGAGUUUAUGCCUGCUUUGUGGAUUUUCAGAAAGCUUUUGACACAGUCAUUCAUAUUGGUAUUAAGUUGAAAUUACUAUCUGCGGGCGUGGGUACUUCAUUUUAUAAUGUUAUUAAACACAUGUAUGAAUCAAGUAAAUCUUGUGUUAAAAUUCAAUCCAGAGUAACAGAUUUUUUCCAAAUAAAACUUGGAGUUAAACAAGGGGACAAUUUAAGUCCCAAUCUAUUUAAGUUAUUUAUAAAUGACUUGCCAGAGUAUUUAAAAGAAAGUGAAGACCCUGUAAUACUUAAUGAAAAACCAGUUAACUGCUUAUUAUAUGCAGAUGAUUUGGUCCUUUUAUCAACAUCUGCUAAAGGAUUGCAAACAAGACUAAACAACCUAGAAAAAUAUUGUAAAGAUUGGUGUUUAAGUAUACGAGGAGGAUUGUUAGAGCUUUUAAGAUCACAAUCCUAG
This is a messenger RNA of Mytilus trossulus (common blue mussel), 1977 nucleotides long. RefSeq lists its product as uncharacterized. The transcript is spliced from 3 exons. NCBI's taxonomy places the organism in Eukaryota, Metazoa, Mollusca, Bivalvia, Mytilida, Mytilidae. The record is from RefSeq and is a predicted model, not a curated record. Gene Ontology annotation, molecular function: catalytic activity. Bases 1 to 1977 code for a protein of 658 amino acids.